Paramisgurnus dabryanus is the source of this 3287-nucleotide messenger RNA. Lineage: Eukaryota; Metazoa; Chordata; Actinopteri; Cypriniformes; Cobitidae. The record is from RefSeq and is a predicted model, not a curated record.
ACGGCCGUGAUUGAGAGCGUCCUGCGACCACAAAUGCUUAUUCCCAUUGUUUAAAGUUCUGGAGGAUUGUCACACGCGCGCCUCAUGAAUCAAUGUUGGGAUACUAUUUGAAGAGGAAGAAGUUUUUCUUUGGAUGAGCGUAAAGUGGAAUAGUUUCCUUCACUAGGAAAUACUAAACUUCAUGUCUCUGGAAUUCAAGGAAUCGCAAGAAUUUGACAUUAUAAGGAACUUUUUCCUCACUUAAACAUGUAUGUUAUGUAACUUUAGUAUACACGAACAUGCAACACAUCAUAACCUGUUGCAUUUGAUAACUAGAACAUGUUUCUGUUCUUUAUUAUAAACGCUCGGAGUCCUUAACGGACCGAACUGAGUUUUAUUUCCUCUCAAAUCGAUGAAAGUUGCUUUGCUGGAUAUUACUCAACUUUUUGAACUCUGAGCCUUUUUUUAUAAGGGCUUGGUCUACUUCAGUCAUGACUGUGCCAAGGUCCUCAGUAUUUUGCGCUCUGGUGAGACUUCUGGCGCUGUUUAUACACGUUUAUUCGGCUACAGCAAAGAGACACGUUGUAUACUGGAACUCUACAAAUACGAGGUUAACAGGAGAUGAUUACUCUGUCCAGGUCAAUCUGAGUGAUUAUCUGGAUAUACUGUGUCCCCACUACCCUGCCAGCCACCCGUCGACCGGUCCCGCUGAGACUCUUGCUCUCUACCUGGUGGCUGAGGGCCAGUUCAGAGGCUGUGUGGAGACUAAAGAGGCCAUUAAGAGAUGGGAGUGUAACCAGCCGUACGCUCCCUACGGCCCUGUCAGAUUCUCUGAGAAGAUCCAGCGCUUCACACCCUUCUCCCUGGGCUUCGAAUUCCUGCCAGGACAUCAUUACUACUAUAGCUCACUGUCGACGGAUGAUGGACCCCCCCUCCCUUGUAUGAAGCUACGAGUCACAGUGUGCUGUCCGCCCACAACAGCCGGAUCAUCACGACGAGAAGCCACAGAGACAUCAGACCACAACGCUUUUCAUCAUGUGACAGGCGGACAAAUUUCCCUACUCCUCAUUUUCCUUUCAUUAAAAUUUUUCCUUUAGGUCCUGCUCUUAAAUAACUUAAGAACAGACAAGUAAUCAGUUCCAGGAGGUAUUUUCUUUAUCUAGUUGCAUUACAUUAAAUGCUAUUCAAACCUCUUAGGGUGGUGCUCUGAAAUAAAACACACACACACACACACACACACACACACACACACACACACACACACACACACACACACACACACACACACACACACACACACACACACACACACACACACACACACACACACACACACACACACACACACACACACACACACACACACACACACACACACACACAGACUCCAACUUCUUCCUUUGUUUUAUAUUUUUAAUCUCUGUCUUUCAGUUGUCUUUUUGGCACUCUAUGUCAAAUCUGCCUCAAAGAGCUUAACUUACUUUUUGUCCUUAUAAGACAAUCAUUACAUUACCCUCCUGUACACCAAACUGAGCCAAAGAGUCCUGCUGUAUGUACUACUGAGUGAAAGAUCAGGGACAAAGUGACCGCUCAUACCUGUGAUCAAACACAUCACAUCACCACAUUUUCCAAUUGUGGAGGGGAUCAAUGGCUGGAAAGAAAACAUACUACAAAAGUGUUGUAGUAUUUUUGGACAGUUUAUCUUUCACAUGAAGUAAAGACUGAAACCAAAGCCAGAACACACUAAAUAGUUAUCCAAUGACAAGCUGUUGUUUGUUCUGGACAAACAUUCUUUUAAAUACUAUUAUGCUGUGUUGUCCUUCAGCAGCCUGACAGAACUGAAAAAUGCUUGGAAAAUCUUGGAAUUUUGUUUAUAGAAUAUUAUGGAUUUUUUUACAUUCUGGGAUUGGAUGAUAUUUGAUUCACAUGUACAUCAUGUGUUAGUGGUGAUGAGGCAGGGAUGGCCAAUAGUGGUUCACACAGGAAAAGAAAAACUAUGACUGGGCUCCACUUGGUAUGGACUACUGUUGUUGGCCUGCACAUUUUGUGACUGUCUAUGAAGUGUGAAAGCAGUUGUAUAGUUGCUGAACUAGGCACUUAAACAUUUUUAGAUAACAUGACCAAUUUACCACUUUGUUUUCCUGUAAAUUUGUUUUGUUUAUAUUUCUUUUUUAUACUCUUUCCUUAUUCUUUCAGUAUAAUUGUGGCUAUGUGAAUUCUGUUUUUGAUAUGUUUCUUCAGCGCUGUCUCGUGGCAAUUCGUAGGUAUUUUACGAGGUGGCUGAUUUGUAUUAAUUCAUACGACCUCAUUUGUAGAUUUUUGUACAAUUUGCCUUGACCCCUGUUAAGUUGGUGUUAGGGGCGGGCUUAGGGGUUGGGUUUCGUUAUAGUUUUUUUUUAAUGAUAAUCGUACGUUUUUGCGCGAUUAACUUUGUAUCAAUUCAUACGAAUAAGCCACCUCGUAAAAUAUGUACGAAUUCUCGUGAGAUCAGGCUGGUUUAUUUGUUACUGAAUGAGGGAAUAUGCAAUUGUUUUAUGUUUAAUAGAAAUAAGAAUUGUGUGGUUUUCCAUUAUGAAGUAGUUUAUUGAUGAUAGCAGAAAAACAUUAUGCACACUAUUGCGUAAAAUAUUGCUUAACUUUUGAUUUUGUAUUUUUUUAACAUGAAAUUAUUAGUAUUAGUGGGAAAUAAAUUAUUUUAUUAAUAUACAAUCCUGUUUUUUAGGAUAAUUUAAGUAUUUGGGGUGAUGAGAAAAUUAGAAAAUGUUUGUAUUUAAAACCGGUAAAUUAAAGACACAUAAUAGACAACAAAUUAUAGUUUUUUUCCCAUUAAUUUCUGAUAAUAUUGAAGUUUUUUGGCCCUUUAAAAAAUUCUAAAACAUUUUGGUUUUGCUGUUAAUCUCAAUAUUGUUAUAAAUGGGUGCCAAAAGAAAACUGUUUACAAUGUUUUUGUUAUGGUAUCUAGGAAUGUAAUUUUCUUUGUAUUUUGAGUGUUUCACAUUUUUGUGAAGUUUCCAACAUCUUCUGUGAAGAUCUCCUGUCUUUACCAUUUUCAAAAUGAGCUAAAGAAAUAAAAAAGUUUUUUAGAUUUCAGUCUUUUUUAUCCCAGUCACAUUUGUAAAUAAUGUUAGAGUGAAUCUGGAGCCAGUCAGUCUGAGUAGCAACCAUAUGUGUAUUUCAGGCAAAACAAUUUUAGAAUGCUGUGUGACUUGCAUGUAACUGAGGAACUCAUUGUAAUUUAGGAAAUGUUAAGUGCGUCUUUUAAAAAAAAAAAUGAAAUUAAUGAAUGUUUUUAAUUCUUUAAUUUUAUU